This is a messenger RNA of Ustilago hordei, 1440 nucleotides long. RefSeq lists its product as uncharacterized. The transcript has a single exon. The record is from RefSeq and is a predicted model, not a curated record. The coding region runs from base 1 to 1440 and encodes 479 amino acids. Lineage: Eukaryota; Fungi; Basidiomycota; Ustilaginomycetes; Ustilaginales; Ustilaginaceae.
AUGAAUCUUACCCCCAAUGUCAGCAGUGAGUUCCCAUAUCAAGCUAUGUUUGGGAAGUCACUGGAGCAGCUCAUGAGGUUCUUACAUGUAUUCAGAUGCCUAGCAUGGGUAAACAUUCCAAAGGUUAAGAGAGACAAUAAAAAGCUAGACCAGCAGGCCAUGGCAUCUAUAUUCCUGGGAUACAGUCUGGAGAGAAGAGGAUGGCUUUUCUACAGCCCAGACUACAGUCCAAAUAUAUUCUGGAGCAACUCUGUAAGAUUCAUGGAGUCUAAAUGCUGGUCCAACAGAACAGAGUGGCAACCAGCAAACAUACAAUCACCACCAGUACUAGCAGAUGAAGGAGACCUCAAUGACCUGAGAUAUACAGAUGAGAACCUCUUUGAUGAGAGAGAGGAGGAGCCACUCAACAAGUACAUGGAUAUGGAAACAAUUGGUGGAUUGGAUGAGGAAAGGAACCCAGGUGAGGGUGUGGCAAAGAUGAUAGAGUAUGGAACCAACACCAAAACAUGGGCCAACAGUUCCAUUUUUGGACUUACAGCAAUAAACAAUGGUAAAAGGAAGAACCUGGAUCCAACUGUUAAUGAGGCAUUAUCUGGAGAGGAUAGGAAACAUUGGGAGGAGGCAAUGUGCAAAGAGCUGGAUGGGCUCAGGGCCAUGGGCACAUGGGAAAUCGCUGACCUUCCCAAGGACAUGAAUGCCAUUGACACACAUUGGGUUUUAAAAAUCAAAACAGAUGCAAAUCUGAUUCUGACAAAGUUCAAGGCAAGGCUGGUGGCACGAGGCUUCACACAAAGGGAAGGCAUCAACUACACAGAGGAGUUCACACCUGUGGCACCUAUUCAAUCCAUUCAAGGAGUUUUGGCUAUAGCAACCAUGCAAGACUGGGAGGUGGAUUGCAUUGAUGUCAAACAAGUGUAUCUAAACUCUACAUUACACCAUGAUGUUUUCUUAAAGCUGCCAAUUGGGACAAAGGUUCCCCCUGGAAAGGUCCUAAAGCUGGUGAAGGGAUUGUAUGGACUGAAGCAAUCAGGCCAAGAAUGGAAUAUGGAGCUGGACUCACACCUGUGGAGCAUAGGUUUUCAUUGCAUGCCAAGUGCACCAUGCUUAUACUCGAGAGGAACUGGAGGCAGCAUGACUGUCAUCACAGCAUAUGUGGAUGACAUGCUCAUAGUAUCUCCCAGUCAUGAGGAGGUGAAUUGCACCAAGAGGGAAAUAAUGGCUAAAUGGGGCAUGGAGGAUAAUGGACCUGUGAAAGAGUUCCUAGGCAUAAGCAUCAACCAAGACAGGGCACAGAAGAGGAUGUCACUCAACUUGUCAGCCUACAUCAAGGUGAUGGUGAGUAAAUGGUUGCAAAUGACUGAACAGAAAUCCUGGGUGCCAAUGCAAGGGAUAACAAGUAUCACAGGGGAUGACAAAUGUGAUCCACUAGAGGCAAAGUGA